CUUCCCUUUAACCAUAAUAAGCAUGGGAUACUCACAAUCCCUUGGCUGCUUCUUUCAAAAUGCAAUGCCUUACAUCGUUGUCAUCUCCCUCACAUUUGGCUACGCCGGAAUGAAUAUCAUCUCCACCAUCUCCCUCCCCCGCCGUAUGAGCCACUACGUCCUCGUCGUCUACCGCCACGCCUUUGCCACCGCUGUCAUGGCACCCUUUACUCUUUUCUUCGAGAGGUACGUUUUCGAUCAGAACUUCUACUAUUUAGGGUUGAAAAUUACAUCUCCAACUUUCUCGUGUGCCAUAGGCAACAUGCUUCCUUCAAUGACGUUCAUCAUGGCAGUUCUUUACAAAAUGGAAAAGUUGGAUUUGAAGAACGUGAGAUGCCAAGCCAAGGUGUUAGGAACAAUAGUGACGGUGGUGGGAGCCAUGUUGAUGACAUUUUAUAAAGGAAGUGUCAUCAACUUUUUCUGGACCGGGCAUGGCCGCCACCCAAACACACCACCCACGGCGGAUGCGGCGGCGGCGUCCAACCUUCACAACGACGGAAAGGUCAUCAAAGGCUCCAUCUUCCUCAUCAUCGCCACUCUAGCUUGGGCCGCCUUCUUCAUUCUCCAAGCCAUAACCUUGAGAAAAUACACAGCCCAUCUUUCUCUCACCACCAUGGUUUGCUUUUUAGGAACCCUUCAAGCCAUUGUCGUCACCCUUGCCAUGGACCACCCCCGCCACUCCUGGUCCAUCGGCUGGGAUAGAAACCUGUUGGCCGCCACUUAUGGGUAA
This is a messenger RNA of Cucurbita maxima (winter squash), 769 nucleotides long. RefSeq names its product WAT1-related protein At5g07050-like. Bases 23 to 769 code for a protein of 248 amino acids. Gene Ontology annotation, molecular function: transmembrane transporter activity. The transcript is spliced from 3 exons. Gene Ontology annotation, cellular component: plasma membrane. The record is from RefSeq and is a predicted model, not a curated record. Lineage: Eukaryota; Viridiplantae; Streptophyta; Magnoliopsida; Cucurbitales; Cucurbitaceae.